This is a messenger RNA of Cephus cinctus (wheat stem sawfly), 10527 nucleotides long. RefSeq lists its product as uncharacterized. The record is from RefSeq and is a predicted model, not a curated record. The transcript has 3 exons. NCBI's taxonomy places the organism in Eukaryota, Metazoa, Arthropoda, Insecta, Hymenoptera, Cephidae. The coding region runs from base 876 to 4547 and encodes 1223 amino acids.
GCGAGUUGCCAGUCGGUUUCGGCCCACGGCCGCUCGGAGUCGACUCGAGUGCGUUGGAUGUUAGGACGGUCGGCCGUCGACGGCCUGGCCUAGCCUGUUUCGGAGUCGUUGCUCUGCAGCGAGUAGUAGUUGAUUCUUGGGGUGGAAGUGGUGGAGGUGGCCAGUGGUAGCGCAGCCAGUGCUCGCGGUGGUAUUGCUGGUGCUGGUGCUAGUGACAGUGGCGGUUGCUAUUGGUGGCGGUGUAGGUGCUGGUGGGAAGAACGGCGACGGUGUAGUGCUGUGUUUUGGGAUUGGGUAUGGGGGUGAGGGUUGGACGGGUGGAUAGUAUCAGAGAGGCCGCUGGCACGUCCAGGUGUAGGGUUAUCCCGCGAGUGCACUUGAUGAUUUGGUGAUAAUGUAAGUUGCAACGAGCUGGAGCGGCGUCGUUUACAAGUACGCCCCCGCCGUAGAGAGAUCGAUAAGCGGGCUUUCGAAGCAAGCAAGCAAGGAAGCAGUCUGCCAUACAGAAUAGAAUGGUCUGGAUAGGUUCGUGGUGACGAUUAUAGAGCGUGAGACUUGGCGAAUCUAUCCAAGACUGUUACAAUUGAGGCGGAAUGCUUGGCGUUUAAUUGCGUGACACGCGCUUUACAGGUUCGUCCACUUUCACUCGAGUCGAAGAUAGAUGUGCGUGCAGAAGGAAUCCGCAUCGAAUGUACCUGCUAUCACCGACGUGUCUACAGGAAGAAAAUUCUAUAGGAGUUACCAAGUGUUCUCGUCGGACCAAAUCUUUUAACGACGCUAUGGUGACUUAGUGACAAGAUCAAACGAGUUAAGAGUGAAAUAUGGAGCGGAGCGAAGCAUCUGUUAGAUAAAACCGACAGUGUAGCUAAGAGAAAAUGAAGGAACACGGCAACAUGAACGAUCAGACGGGGGAUCAUGUCCCCGUCAAGGUACUCAAGUCCUUGCUGAAGAAGCCUGGACAGGUCAAAGCGAAGACCCAGAAGAAUCGCGUCGUGAUAAAUGAGAAGCUCAAUGAGUUCUUCGCGGCGGACUACAUCAUACUGAUAAAGGAGGAGUGUUGUGCGGAUUACGAGGAGGAGUGUGACUGUUGCUGCCAAGAGCAUGAGAUGAUCCGAUUGGGUAAUUGUAAGGAGUGUCGUGCUGAAUUGAAUCUUCAUUUCGGGGGUGCUCCUCGAUUCGAUGAUAGAGAUGGACAGUCGGACAGUGAAUCAGCGGAUGGACGCGAACAGGUGUUUCCCGGCGAGGAGUCUCAUCCAGAAGACGAUGGGCUCGAAGUUCUACAUGAGGAUAAGGUUUCCGCCACGCCUGAUCGUAUCCAUCAGCAGCAACGACAACCUCAUCAGCAACAGGAAACCCUGAGUCCACCCGAGGGCUACAAGGACGUCUGCGAGGAAAACGAACUCGCUGACGAAUCGGAGCAUCGCAUUCAUCCCUUAUGCGCUGAGUGCAAUUACUAUCAUCAACGGGGGGCAGAAUCGAACGAACAGGGGAAAAAUGAGGGAACCGGCGAGGACUUCACGAACGGUCAGGAAUCCAUGCAAAAUGGUGAGGACGACGUUGCCCAGGAAACGAGCGAUCAGGCUCAACAAACCACACCAGACUUGCAUCAGCGCUAUCUGGUGGAGACCAUCACAAUGACAACGGUAACGGAACGUCGGGUCGUGCGGGAGAUCAGUGAGGAGGACUCGAAACCAGGAAUAGACGAGAGCGACAGCAGCCUGGUAAAGUCCAUCCAGAGUCCAAAGGACGAGACAGUCGGAAAGGAGGAGACCUCGGUCGAUCUCGAUGACUCGAGUAAGUGCGGAAGUCUUGAAAACGUGAACAAGCCCAUCGGCGCGAAGUCUGUCGCGAGCGACCAAGGAGGCCGGGAGACACCGGACCCGACGGAAUUGUCGUUGUCAUUUAAACUGGGCAGAAUAUCUCUGGUGUCAAACAGUCUGAAACCCAAUUCAGCUGUCAGACAACUCUUUCCUGACCCGAGAUUCAUUUCCCCGCCUCCAGCACCGGCCAAGUCUCUACCGCAGACCACUGGGCCGGAAGACAGCGAGGAGUCGAAUAACGCAGAGGCACAAAAGUUUUUGAUAACCACCGAGAGCCUGCGACUGUUCGACGCUGUCAAAAGGUCAAAACUUACUGGCGCACAGAGCGACUCGUCCGAGAGCGAUUCCUCGAGCAUCAAGAAAACAAUAGAGCGGAACGCGCUAAGACGCAGUCUCAUAUCCAAGUUCGAGUCUAGCAGCAAGAAGAAGAACUUGCGCUCGAAGGAUCUCACCCUGGAGGAGAGGAUACGGCAGUUGACGUGCGUCGAUCAGGAUGAUCUGGAUACGGAAAGUAGUACCUCGGAGAAUGCGACUACGGCGAAUGGAAGUGACUAUAUUGAAUUUCCAAUACGCACUUCGCCCUCUGGCGAGGAGACGAAGGUCGAGACUCUUUCGCGUAAUUCCGGAUCCACGAACAACUCCCAGGAACAUGUCUCAAGCAGUGGAUCCAACAGUGGACCCGGAGGUACUCAUCAGUCGACGUACAAGAAGAUCACUGAUUUGUUUGGGCAGAAGAAAUGCGAGGCGAUUGUCGACUCGACGAAGAAUCUCCCUGACCUGGGUAUUGGGAAUAAGAUGACUCAGGUAAAGGAUUACUCUGGCAAGACACCUGUAUCGAAGAUGAACUCGGAUGCUCGUAAGCAAUUUCUUGCCAGUCUCGCUCCCUUGUCCUGCGUCGCGGCCACUGCUAUGGAUAAUCGCGAGGACUACUACCAACUGUCUUCGAAGAUGACAACCAGCGGCAACAGGGACUCGAUAGGGUACAACUCGGAUUCCUCGUACAGUCUCGAGGACAUCGACGCCGCCCUGCGGGGCGAAGAGAGGAAUUAUAAAAACGCGGCUGGCCCGCCAGAUGUCACUAGAGGAACUCCGACCGGUACAGGACCCGAUCGCGACGGUGGGGAUUCCACGAGCGACGAAUUGCUGGCCUUUGUCGAGCAGGACAAAUCCAGGACCGAGAGGAUCAAGAAACGUUACAACGACACGGAGGAACAUCGCGAGGACGACGAGGACGACGAACUCAAUGAUUAUGGAUUCAAUCGGCGACCUUCCGUACGAGGUAUAAAGCCUCAGUUCGGCUCUACCAACGAGAUCAUACGGCAGCUUCAAUCGCGGAACGCUGUCGCGCCCGGUUCCUUCGGCGACGCUAAGGCCGGUUUUCAUAAUCAACAACGAUAUUUAAAAUCGACAUUUGAAAACUUCCCCGAGCCCGCGGACGAGGAUGGCUACGUGAUGUUUGAGGAUGGCCGGGAUACAAACACUAUUGACAGGAUAAGGACGAUGCAGAAGCAGAUCGACGAGAUGUAUGAGAUUAUAGGAGAGUCCGCAGUGAGCCAGGGCACCCUGAAGCGUAGCUCGUAUCUCGAGAGCACUCUACCGCGACCGUUAGUUCGAGUUCCCAUGGCUGACGAGGGAAGUCAUCGCUAUCCCGAUCACAAGAAUGGCGUUCGCUUCCCCGAGCAACACACCCCGGCAGGUGCGAGAAUGCUACGCAUCGCCGGCGGGGGUGACGGCGCACCGGGAAACAUUUACAGCACCCUUCCGGCGAAGGCACGACGUCAUCCAGCCGUGGCUGUUUCCACCAACCACUGCGGCCUAGUUCCCACUUCCGAUGCUAAAUGCUAUCGGACAAUGUAUUUUGUUCCCUAUAACGGAAUAUCGGAUCCGACCUAUCAGAACAUCCAGCGGAUCCUGCCGCCGCAUUCCUCGCCGAAUUACGCAAACCAUAUCGAGCGCUAUCCUUAUCCACGAAACGCUCACGCGGACCAGCAUCAGCAACCGCGUUACUAUUCGAGAGCUGCGGCUGUUCUUCCAGCCCAUUCCCAAAGCCCUGCUCUGCAUUUGCAUCUCCAUCAGCCCGAAGAGUUUCGUCUAUCCGGUGCCGGUAGUUUGCAACCCUUGACUUCGCUGGGUCCCCUCGGUCCUCAUAAUCUUCAUCCCCCUCACCCCGCUCACCUGCCCCACGGGCAUCCCAUGCAAAUUCAACAACAGCAGCAACCCCCGGCACCACCUCCUCCUCCGCCGCAGCACCACCACCCUCAUACUCAUCCACAUCAGCAUCAGCAUCAACAACAAUCCAUACCGAUCUACGGGGUCGCGUCCUCCGUCCCCUAUUCCGUGACCACACCGAUGCGGGCUGCUACACCGGGUGGCGCUGGCUACUCCUAUCAAGUACAUCUGGGACGCGGCGCUGCCGAUGUACAGACGCAAACGAUUUCCGUACCUUCGGCAACUACCUCUUCAUCCUUAUCAUCGUACAACAUGGCGACCGCGUCGGUUCAGCUCUCUACCAUUUCCUCGAGUUCCUCGUCACCCUUGUCCUCGCCAACCAAGGCACAGCGUACCGUGGCCGAACGUGGAGUUCCCGAGGGUGCCGCUAGUGCACCUGCUCACGAUUUCACGAGCAACACAUCCGCCGGUCAUCCACCCAGCUCCUUCCUGGGACAUCCGAGCAGCGUGCCACCACCGAAUACCCAGAACUCUGUGUACUACGCAAUGAACGUGUAAAACUUCGAAUAUUGGACUAAUGGAUCGUCAUGAGGAACUGUCUCGUUAUGCAUGUACAUAUAACGUGUUACCAUUUCUUCAGGUAAAAAUUAAGGAAUGUCAGUCGAACGCGUCAGCUCCUCCAAUGUAUACGCUAAGUUUACCCAAAUGCUUUCUAGGGAUGCAGGAUUCAUGAAAAUACCGGCGGGAGACCUUUGGGAAUUGUUUCGACAGAAGGGUACAUCGUCCGUCUUCGUUUUCAAUAAUUCAAGCAAACGGUGAUCGUUAAUCCCCGAGGUGACGGACGCGUCCAAAGAAGCAACUGGAUCUCACGGAUCCUACGGAUUUAGACCAAAUUACUCCGUUAGAAGUUUUUGGUAUCUUUUGACGCUCGCGGGAAUCUUGUGUGUAAAAAUUCUUCGAAAUUGGGAAUGACCCUUGCUGUGCACUGUGCUGAAUCUCCACGAGUAGAUUUGCGUAUAAGGCUUUCACUGUCUGGGAUCUAUGUGCAUCUCUUGCAUGACGUGUAUAAUGUAUAUAUGUAUAAGAGAUAGCAAAAUUUUUGACGUACGGCUACGGCCAAUCAGCUCGAGCAGGAGAUUCCGCACAUACUUUUUGGAGUAGAAAUUAGCGAUUCGCGUGUCGUGUCUGUUGGCCGCGCUUCUUGAUGUAGGCCAUGGCGUCACUUUCGGAUCGAUGCAUUUUCUUGCUCCGGAGUUUAUACGGUAACUUUUUCAUCCUUACCGUCUGAAUAGGAAUAUCGUUCCUAAGUAUAUUUCCAAUCAACAUUGAAUUUCUUUGUCGGUAUGGAAUUCUAUAGGAUCAUUGAAAACGUGUCAUACGUCAUUAGGGUGUUGGGGGAGACGAUAGUUUUAUCAAUGCACGAUACUUCGUAUUCGAAAGAAUAAUAAUUGUGCCAAAUUGAGCAAAGACGUUAGAGGGACAAAGAAUGUUUUGAGAUGUAACUUUAAUAGGACGAAAUUAUCUCGUUGGAUCUGUUAAAUGCUGAAGGGAAUUGUGGAAAAGCUGAAUUUAAUUAUUACGUAGCUCACGAUCUGUUCGAAUUCUAGUUUCUCGUGAUCAAUAUAAAAGCUUCUCAGUGUUCAGUGGAAGGAUGCAGGAUCUAAAGACGGUCCGAGGCUUAAACGAAAAUCAUGCCAAAUUGCACGAUAAAGAAUUAUUAACGUUUUCGGUUAUUUCGCACGGUUAGAAUUUUCGAAUUUUUUUCUAAAAUUCAAUACCGAUCGAUGUAACGGUCAUUGAUAUCUCCUAAAGUUGCACGCAUUAUAGGUAAUCUAAUGUGUCAGCGAUAUCCGCUGUUGAUCGGCUGGUAUCAUUAAUUACAGAUCAUUUCUUUUUCUUGUUCUUCGCAGUGACACUGUCACUAUAAUUUCGUUCGAACUAGGAAGCAUACAAAAAAAGUUGUAUGAUCGCUCGUUACGCCGAUCAUGAUUGACAAAUACGUCAGUCCGAAGAUCACGAGUGCCGUUAGAGUCGCUUUUAAGUGAUGCAUGAAAGAUCUUCACCAGGCCCAAAAGAUAAACAGAGAUCGAUGAAUCAUAAUGGUACGUGUAACUUGACAGUCGCUUAAGCAGUUGAUGGGAAGAUGAAAAGGAGACUUUUAAUAUUCAAGAUAAAUCAAGAGAGCGCAAAAGAGAGAAAUUGAUUAACCAUAAUAAACCAAUGAAUUUUUAAUCCUCCGUAAAUGCUCGAUUAAUCUGACGUAGAGUACUGAAAAGUCUCUCCCGAUUGCUGAUACAUACGUAAGGACGAAGCGAACUUUGCUUGCGAAACAAUGCGAAUUUUUAUAUCGAUCACGGUUUGCGAUUAAAACACGCCGACGUUUAUAUUGCGAAACUCUGUAAGUUUCGACGAAGGAGAAUAGUUUAUCGUGUGAUCUUAGCCGAUAUCGAUCGCAGUGUAAUCAUAGCGUUAAUAACAAUAAUAAUAACACUACUAAUAAUAGAAAAACACUGAGAACCAAAGUUAUUAUAUUAUCGUUAAUUAUGAUUUAAAUAGUUUUUAUUUAUAAUAUCAAUUAAAAGCAUCAUUCCGCCCUAGAGAUAGAUCUUUUUAUUACUAAAUAAUAGUCACGGACACGUUACGUAUGUAAAUACAUAUCACGUGAUCAUAAAAAUCCUUUUUCGUACUCCACACGUAACGCACUGGAUAAUUCUUUUAUCACUUCCAUAUACACAUAUUCACGAUAUAUCUUAAGUUCGUAAAUAUCCAUGUAAUUCUGCGUUUAUGAUGCUCGUUAGAUUUAUCAUAUUAUUUGUACACGCUGUUAUUUCUUUGCGAGCGAGAAGCGUAGCGCGAAAGACCAAGUCGGGAAGUGCGGAAUUGGUAAUCGAAUGAGAACCAAAUGGGUUUUCGGUAUUCAAUAUUAAAAUUGAGAAUUGCUUCUGUUCCAAGUUCCAAUGUUACAGAAUGCACUGUGGACGUUGCAUUUGGAGUACGUUUCACGUGAGAUUGGAUUUUCACGAGAUAUUCCGUAACACUUUGGCGUAACGACUAGAUCCCCAAAUAUUUAUAUUUUUACGAAUAACAGUCAUCUACACUUAUCACGCGAUAAUGAUAAUUGGAACGACGUAUGCGGUUGGAAGAGAACAAAAAGAAAUUUUCUAGACGAAAAAGAAAAGAACGAAAGACACAGAGGGCUUUUAAACAUUGAAGACUGCAAUAAUUACAACACUGGCCUAUUAAUUAAUAUAUAGCUAGGUAUCUACCAAUCGUAGACAAAACUAUAGAUUCAAGUAUGUCUAUACGCUUACGCCAUUACAGAGACAAGAUAAUACGAUACAUACCAUUAUCCACCUAAACACACACACGGUUAGGACACAUUAAUAGGUAGGUAGAUAUAUAUAAACAUAUAUAUAAUAUAUACACAUAAAUAUAUAUACAAGUGAACACACACGAUCGUGUGUAUAUGUGCGUUAUCGUUUUCUUAUAGAAAAUCUCAUAUUCAUUAUUUAUUUGUACUUUUAUUUUAGUUACCUCUUAAGUUAGUAAAGUUCAUUCCAAAGAGUUCUCUUAACUAGGAAUUGCGUUUGACUUACCUUCGUCCAUCCCAUUUCACGAUCGACAGGACGCCUCGCGUCGAUGCGUAUCUGUCAUUGUUUCUUUUUAUGCCGGUCGAUUUACGUCGCACGUAAAAUAUAUAUUAAAUCUCGUACGAAGUGGCAGAUCGUACUAUGGUAUUCUCAGAAUAAACUUUCCUGGUUGUUCUUCUUUUUCAUUUUUCCACCUAUUAGGGUUUUCCUCUUAAGAGUGGCACAUCGUGAUAAAGUUCUACCAAGCGCGAGAGUGUCUGAACUGUCUCUUAUACAAAUUGCUCGCAGGCAACACAUUUGUACGAGGUAUUAAUCGGUGUUGGUGAUAGCUCACAGUGCGCUGUACAGAAAUGCACUUUCGUUGUAUCGCAAGGAAACGUCUAUGCAUUGUGUAGUUACUGUCAGUGAAAUAUGUAAGCGACACUAGCGCCGCCUGUACGCCGUUGCGAGUACUACGACGGCAAAGUUACGUUCUCAGAUACUAUAAUAGAUAAUCUUGAAAUCUCAUCUACCUGAGGCAGAAUUGACAUUACGAAAAUUCGUGUACUUAUUGUAGUUUUUGAAAAGUUGAUACUAUGAUUUUGAAAUCGAGGUUCGGAUAAAUUUAAUAUAACUGUACACGUGAGGUAUUAUGUAGGUCCGUUGGACACUGUGGAUACUUAAUAACUUUUAAGAUUAUUUAACUCAGGUGGAAAAAUCUGCUGGACCAUAGCUAGAAAAAGUGUAGAAGACAAAUUUGUUGUAAUAUCGAAAAAAUUUGACGUAUCUCGCGAGAUUUGUAAACACGAUUGCGAAUCGACUGAGCGAGAUCGAGUAAUCGAAUGUUCGUUAAUAUAUCACUGUCAUUGUUAUUAUUGUUAUUAUAUCGUAAUAAUAGUACAUGUGAUGCGAACAAAGUUAUCCAGGUACCAUGCACAAACUACUUUACAUAACGAAUAACGAGCCUUUUCGCAGGCUUAUAUUGUAAUAAUUAAUGAUGUAAUAUUGUAAACUAUAUUGCUAGAGAGAUUGAUAACUAACAGUAUUUGGGACCCUCCGUAGUAAUGUUAUGUAAACGUAACGAUGUAACAAGUCCAAUUUUUGAGGAAUGUUGCAUACACAUAGGGGAUGGAAGUGAUAGAAUGGAAAUUUCGAAUUUUUUCUUUAGUCUUUUUUUUCUUAUUUCAUUUUUUGACGACUGGUAUCAUCUUUACAGCGAUUCACGCAUGUUAAUACCAAGCGACCGUUUGUUCUAAUGCGUUAAAAUGAAAUUUCGGUACUCGUUGCGAAUUGGCUGCAUAUUGAAAUUAUUGUAUUCUAUUCGUCUGUACUGUUUAUAUAUACAUAUACAUAUAUAUAGACCAUUUCAGAUUGAGGUCGCCACUAUUACGAGAGUUAAAAAUCAAUAAUUUGUAUCGCUAGUAUUUUUUUCGAAAACGUUUGGCAUUCGAUUUAUCGUUGAAAAUUAUAUAGUUUAGCGCUGUUGGAACACUUUUUGUGGAUUGCGAAGAUUAAGUUGCUUGUCGAGGAAACUCGAGUUUAAUCGGUAAUAAAAGAUCAUAAAACUGAUGGAAAACGAUUGUGGAGAAAUACACGUGGGAAAAACGAGAAUUUUCUAUAAUCUGGAUAGCGGAUACGAGUAAAUAUUGCAAAAAUAGAAGAACUUGCGAGAUUGCUCGCUGCGAAAGGUAUUAACAGCGAUUAGUAAAUCUGAUACGGUUUUGACUUGCUGAUACAAAAAAAAAUUUUUGAGAAAACAAUAUAUAUAUACAUAUAUAUAUAUAAUACAUAUACACAGGGUGUGCGAAAGAGAUUGUAUGUUCGUAUAAAAAAAAAUUGCAGUAUGCACUUCCAUUGAUAUAAUUAUUUAAAGAACAAUAUAUAAUAACAAGUCGAUUAUCAUAAAUCUCAAUUAUUUCAUCGAAUGGAAAUACAAUUUUUUCGAUUAUUAUUCCAACAAUAAUUCUUCCUAUUGUUAAAUUCAAAACACACGAGAUUUGAUUACUCUUCGGAGAUACGGUCAUUUUCGAACAGCCGGUAUAUAUAGGGUACAAAAUGAAAUUGCUGUUCUAUAAGUGUGAUCAAUAGUGGAUGCAAGUCGUUGGUGUGAAUCGAGCAUUAAAAUUAAGAGAAGCAGCUCAUGGAAUAAUCGUAGUGGAAAAAAAAUUAGCAUUUUAUAAAGGACGCAGUUAGAAUCUUUCGUGAAACCCAUUAAAAAAUUAUUCGACAAGACACAUUUAAGUGUCACCCGUUAAGUGAAGUGUACUUGAUCGAGCAUAUGCUUAAAUACAUAACUUCACUUAUUUCUCUCUCUGAAGGAUACUAUUUAAUUUAUUAACGACUAGGCCAUGCUAUUGUACAACACUAUUGUCCAGUGGUCCAGUGAAGAAUUUACAGUAUUCUCUUAUUCCAUAGAUAAAUAUAGCGAGAAUGAAAAUACGAGUGUCGUAUGAGUAUUUGCUUCUUUUUGUUUUUUGGAGACGUCAUUACGUGUAAUUCAGUCGGGACACAGGCAGAAAUACGAAGCAGUACGUUGAGGAGAAUCGUGAAUGAUUAAGGUUGAUGAUUCAAGAAGAGGCCAAGGGCGAGACGCAGGAAACUUUGCGGUUUCUCAAACGAAGUAUUAAAGUAUCCAAAGUAUAUCUUAACGAGUUCCAGUAUAGCACGAGCAUGAUGAUAAGAAACAGAUGAGAUUUCGAUUAAUUUGCAUCAAAGACACGUAGUCCGUAUAAUAUAGUUACUUAGACAUUAUGUAGUAAAUAAAUUCAUAAACUUAGUACAAUAGCUAUUGAAGUAUUUUAUGAUAGAGAAUAGUAUUAACGUUACACUACGUAUAUGAAAUGUUGGUUUUAAUGUAAGUUAGAUACUUUUAUGAUCGAUGGCCAAAAGUGAGAUAAACUGUAUAUAUCCACUUGAUUGUUAAAUAAAUUAGUCGUUAGUAUGUAAAUAAAAGCUUUAUCUAUACAAGA